AUGCAGCCUUUGUGAGACGAAAACAUAUAAAACAAAUACAAAAAAUGGCCAAAAACUCAAAUGAUGAUGAAACAAAAGAUGGCUUGGAUAACAAGAAACCGUUUGUCUCUGCCUCAGACUUCUCAGUCCCUAUCAUCGACUUCGCAGGCGUCCACGCUGAUGCACUAUCACGUGAAGGUAUCGUAGAGAAGAUCAAAGACGCUGCAGAGAAGUGGGGAAUGUUCCAGGUGAUCAAUCAUGGUGUUCCUUUAACUGUUCUUGAAGAGAUCAAAGAUAGAGUUAUUAGGUUUCACGAGGAAGAUACUGAGGUAAAAAAAUCUUACUUCUCGCGAGAUUACACCAAAACAUUUAAUUACUUCAACAGUUUCGAACGUGAAGAUUUGUCUGUUGGUAACUGGAGAGACAGCUUUGCUUGUUACAUGGCUCCUGAUCUUCCAAACCCUGAGGAUCUCCCAGUGGCUUGCAGGGAUGCUAUGAUUAUAUACUCGGACCAUGUGAAGAGGUUAGGUGGUUUGAUCGUUGAACUUGUCUCAGAAGCUCUUGGUGUGAGUUCUGAGACACUUAAGAGGAUGGACUGCACAAAGGGUUUGCAAAUGAUCUGCCAUUAUUACCCUCCUUGCCCACAACCUGACCUAACUUUGGGCACAAGGAAACAUACCGACAACACUUUCAUCACUAUUCUUCUUCAAGAUCAAGUCGGUGGUCUUCAAGUUCGUCAUCAAGACUGUUGGGUCGAUGUAACGCCUAUUCCCGGCGCUCUUGUCAUCAACGUAGGAGAUUUCUUGCAGAUGAUGACUAACAACAAGUUCACAAGUGUGAACCAUAGGGUGCUUGCGAACAGAGUUGGACCGAGGAUAUCAGUCGCGUACUUUUUCUGCUAUCCUACGAAUCUAAAUUCCACAGCUUAAGGAGCUUCUCUCUGAAGAAACCCCUUACAAAGAGAUAUCAUGAUGAAAGAGUACACAAAGGGAUUACAUCUGUCGAAUUUUAAGUUAUAAAAAAUGAAAAUAAUAAACACUUGCGAGUGUAACAGUCUAGUUUGUGUUUCAUAUAUAUCUUUGAGUAAGCAGUUGUCCACUAGUAAAGUCUAGCCUCCCCAAGAUAAGGCUCUUAUUAAGAUCCCAUGAGAACAUAAAAUCCAAACUAGCUAUGUUACAAAAUGUCAAGUAACGAAGUCCUAAAACACUUUGCAUAAGCUUCACGUCUUCUACAAGGUCAAGGUCAAAGGCUUGACACAUAUUGUAGAAAGUACUGUAAAAAAAGAAAACCUCAAGCAGAAGGAGCUAGAAACUCAGUGUUUCUCAUAACAUACCUCUACACUAAAACCAAUCACUAAAUUAAUCAAGAUAAUUAAAUGACUGUAA
Brassica rapa (field mustard) is the source of this 1364-nucleotide messenger RNA. Its product is annotated as 1-aminocyclopropane-1-carboxylate oxidase homolog 7-like. The record is from RefSeq and is a predicted model, not a curated record. Lineage: Eukaryota; Viridiplantae; Streptophyta; Magnoliopsida; Brassicales; Brassicaceae.